This is a messenger RNA of Staurois parvus, 475 nucleotides long. The record is from the annotation of a GenBank genome assembly. NCBI's taxonomy places the organism in Eukaryota, Metazoa, Chordata, Amphibia, Anura, Ranidae.
AUGGGCCCCUGUACCACCUCCUCAUGCUGCUGCCAGGCCCGUAAUCUGCCAUGGGCCCCCGUACCAACUCCUCAUGCUGCUGCCAGGCCCGUAAUCUGUCAUGGGCCCCUGUACCGCCUCCUCAUGCUGCUGCCAGGUCCAGAGUGUGUCAUGGGUCCCUGUACGGCCUCCCAUUGCUGCUGUCUCCAUCGCCACACUCUGCCAUGUGCCACUUUCAGGUCUACUCACACUGCUGGUGGGUUCCAUUUUUGUCAUAGGGUGCUGUAUGGCCUCCCAUUGCUGCUGCCUCCACCGCCACACUGUGGCUCCACACUCUGGUUUUGGCCCCGUGACUGCCCAAAUGAGUGAAGUGUGCGGUGAUUCUAAGAUCGACGGCACUCAUCUGCAUGUCAUACUGACUGUCAGUAUUAUUUCUCUUCCCCAGCAGACUCCAAGGGCAUUUAAAUUAAAGGUACAGUGUUCUGCACUAAUAUAA